This is a messenger RNA of Bursaphelenchus okinawaensis, 1600 nucleotides long. NCBI's taxonomy places the organism in Eukaryota, Metazoa, Nematoda, Chromadorea, Rhabditida, Aphelenchoididae. The record is from the annotation of a GenBank genome assembly.
AUGACAAUAGGUCGGUUUUUUUGUUUUUAAAAAAAUAUUUUUUAUAUUAUUUUCAUUGUUUUUCAAAUUUUAAUGGGUAAUAUUGUUGUUUAUGGCAAUAUUUUGUUAGCUUUCGAUAAUUUAGGUAUUUUUCGUUGUUUUACUUGUGUUUUUUAGUCAUGAAGACUCCAAAACUUUUGUCGGCGGCCCAGAAACCCGAGAACAAUGAAGUUGCUUCCGAAAAGUCGUUGGAUUCGAAUUCGCUGAUGUCAGAUGAGACUCAGAAUGAAAUUUCGACGAGCAAAUCUAACAGUGAAGUCCCAGAAUCAGCCAGUCUAUUGAAUGAAACCGGUUUGACUGAAUCCUCUGCAAACUCGACGUCUCAAAAGCCGCAUUGCAGCAAUUCGAGCCAUGGAUCUGAAGGCAUAAAGAAGAAAAGAGAGUUUGUUCGCCGGCCAAUUAUAAUCGACGGAUGCAAUGUGAUCGCAAAAGUUUCACGGGCUUGCUACAACGUUCACUCUUCAAAGUAAGUUUUGUUUUUUGAAAAAUUAAUGUUUUUUAUACAAAAAUUUAAUAUCCUUGGUUCAUAAUAUGUUAAAAUUGUUGUUUUUUGAGUAAGUUUUUGUUAAUGUAAGAUUAGGGAUAAGCUAAUAAUAUCAAUAUAAUUGAUUCUUAUUUCAGGGAAAAACCUAACGCACUGACACUGCUUAUGAUGGUUCAUGACCUGAUUGACUACAAAUAUGAAGUCUUCGUUACCAUUAAAGAGUUCUUCAUGGACAAGAUGCGUACUGAUUACUACUUCGUUUUGGAAGUAAGUGUUUCCCUUAUUUUGUUCUGUUUUUAGGUAUCAUUUAUCUAAUAUGUGCAAUUUUGGAUAAAAUUGGAUACUUUUUGAUCAUUUUGGGUAACAAAAAUUGUUUUUGGUAAAGUGAAAAGCUAAUGCCGUAAAAAUUUGUUGAUUACUGGCACGUUAUUUAUUUUUUGUAACAAUUUUUUUGAAUUGCAGGAACUUCAACGUCUGCAGAUGCUUUACGUUCUUCCUGACCGUGUCGACGACGACCUGGUGAUUUUGAACACAGCGCAUGCUUACAGCGGAUCGAUAAUCUCUAACGAUCAAUUUCGGGACAAAGGAAACGAGUACAACAUGGAGAAGGAACAUCGGAUUGAUUUCAACUUUGAAACCGUUCCCUGGAACGGCGAACAAGAGUUGGCUAAAGCGAAGUACAAGUUCGGUAUUCGUUUUAACUAUGGUGACUUCAAAGGUAAAAAUUAUGUAAUUUUGUUAAAAAUUUAGGUUUUUUAUGUUUAUGUAGGUUUUGACAUAAAAACUUGUUUUAUUUUUCUAAUCUUGCAACUUUCAGCUCGGUCGUUGUGUUUCUCCACCAUGCCAGAAUAUCCGAAGGUUAAGAGGAUAUACGAGACAAUUGCUCCUACGUAUUUCACCUCGGUUCGUGAAUCGCUGGAUAUCAUGGCCAGUUAUGUUCAAAUGGAGCAAUGCUACAGUUUCAACGUGCCGUUACCGAUCCCUCAUUAUUUGGAGGGGAACGACGUGCCAGAGUUUCAGGAAUACCAGCAGAAGCGCGCGGGAUACGAAGCGAGAAGGAAGUUUUUAACUAAAUAG